Molecule: messenger RNA, 745 nt
Organism: Neurospora crassa OR74A
Lineage: Eukaryota; Fungi; Ascomycota; Sordariomycetes; Sordariales; Sordariaceae
Product: U6 snRNA-associated Sm-like protein LSm6
Exons: 4
Coding region: 121-369 (82 amino acids)
Biological process (GO): maturation of SSU-rRNA; mRNA splicing, via spliceosome
Cellular component (GO): U6 snRNP; sno(s)RNA-containing ribonucleoprotein complex; U4/U6 x U5 tri-snRNP complex
Molecular function (GO): RNA binding
Source: RefSeq, a predicted model, not a curated record
CUCUUUUCGACAUCAUCACUCCCUAAUCUCACCCUCCCGCCUCAACGAGUGCAGCCGCUCUCAUUACUACUCAGUUACUCGCUCAAAUAAACCGAGUUCCAUCACACCAAUCGAUCAAUUAUGGAGAACGGAGCCACGUCUCAAAGUGAGGGUAAAGACCCCUCGGGUUUCCUCAGCGAAAUCAUCGGUAAUCCCGUCACUGUCAAACUGAAUUCCGGCGUGGUUUACAAGGGUGAACUGCAAUCCGUCGACGGUUACAUGAACAUUGCCCUGGAAAAAACAGAGGAAUUCAUCAACGGUGUGAAGAGGCGGAGCUACGGUGAUGCGUUUGUCCGCGGCAACAACGUCAUGUAUAUAUCUGCGGAUUAAGGCGGCAUUCCAAGCACAGUUGUGUGAGGGGGGAAGAAGCUAUGAUGGGACGUGAGCAAGCAUUCAUCGAUGUUGGUACUAGGGAACACACGUGCUCGAAGUCCAGCCGGCUCAAGAGUCAGACUUUCAGCUGUUCCUCCGUGCUCAGGUCAGCAAAACAGACUGAUCAAUCUCACGUGCAGCAGGGGCAACCGCUCACUCAACAACGGGGCCACGUUUGUCAUCACAUCACCAAGUACGAACUGGGGUAGUUGUGUUCAAGAACGCAACUUUAGUUAUUAUAAAGGAUCCUCUGUAUUACAUUGCCUGUUUGAAUCAACUGCCGACGCUGGAAGCUGAUGAUCCGCAAACUCGCCCAGCGCCUUGCUCAUCCUCC